This is a messenger RNA of Salvia splendens (bonfire salvia), 2228 nucleotides long. Its product is annotated as OVARIAN TUMOR DOMAIN-containing deubiquitinating enzyme 9. The record is from RefSeq and is a predicted model, not a curated record. Gene Ontology annotation, molecular function: cysteine-type deubiquitinase activity. Gene Ontology annotation, biological process: protein deubiquitination. The coding region runs from base 6 to 1823 and encodes 605 amino acids. NCBI's taxonomy places the organism in Eukaryota, Viridiplantae, Streptophyta, Magnoliopsida, Lamiales, Lamiaceae. The transcript has 19 exons.
UCCACAUGAAUCCUCAGCUACCACGUGUACGGCUACGAUCUACCCGUGUUUCUCUCAGCCUACCCGCCAACAAUUUUAAUGCCGGCGUUUCGGCAAUUGUGGUUACAGUUAUAAAAAUCCAAUCUUUAAAUUUAUAUCCAAACUCUGAUUUACAAUCUGAUUGCUUCGCCUCGAAUUCAAAGAUGUGCUUUUUUUGCCAUUCGGGCUCUGGAUGUACAGAGAAGUUGCUUGUCUGCUUAGUAGCUCGAAUAGAAAAGAAUUUACGGAUCAAGCCGGUAUUAACUCAUCAAUCGUUUUUGGAAAGAUCUUUUGCCAAACUUCAGCAAAACUAUAUGGGGAUGGUGUGUGAUCCAGAUCCUGAUGUAGUACGUUGGGGGCUUCACCACCUCUUUGACGUUUGCUCGUUAGCAAAAAAUCACUCGCCACCAGCUUUGACGUGCUAUGUGGAGGACAUUUCAGCAACGUAUACAUUGAAGGAGGAGUUCUGCAAUGCAGCAGAAUCCGUAGUGGAGAACGAUAAGGCAAUCGCUCAAGCUCUUCAGGAUGAGUUCAUAAGGCUCGAUGCUGCAAAGGAUCUGGGAUCUGUGUCUUCACGAGAAGAACAUCAAAAUGAAUCGAUUCUCAGUCAGAAUUGGCCCUUCAGCUCUGGUAGGGAAAAGGCUGAAUCAGCUGGUUCAGCCUUUUAUUCGGUUAUUGAUGGUGAAAUGGAGAAAAGGCUGAAUCAGCUGGUUCCUGUUCCUCAUGUUCCUAAAAUCAACGGUGACAUACCCUCCACUGAUGAAGCUACAUCAGACCAUCAAAGGCUUUUGAACAGAUUGCAAUUGUAUGAAUUGGUUGAACUCAAAAUUUUGGGAGAUGGAAACUGUCAGUUUCGUUCGUUGUCUGAUCAAAUAUAUCGGGCCUCAGAUCAUCACAAAUUUGUGAGAGAACAAGUGGUCAACCAGCUGAAGUUACGACGAGACUUGUACGAAAAUUUUGUCCCGAUGCCUUAUGGUGAUUACAUAAAGAAAAUGAGCAAGAACGGGGAAUGGGGCGAUCACCUCACGUUGCAGGCUGCUGCAGAUUGGCUUGGCAUCAAAAUUUUCGUCGUUACAUCAUACAAGGAUACAUGCUACAUCGAGAUCCUUCCACAGACCGAACAGAAGUCAGAUAGAACUAUAUUCUUGAGCUUUUGGGCUGAGGUUCACUACAACUCGAUAUAUCCGUUAGGAGAGUGGCUGGAGACGCUACCGGAGAUUGAAAAUGAUUCGGCUAUCGAUGGUGAAUUGGGGAAAAGGCUGAAUCAGCUGGUUCCUAUUCCUCAUGUUCCUAAAAUCAACGGCGAGAUACCCUCGGUUGAUGAAGCUACAUCAGACCAUCAAAGGCUUUUGAACAGAUUGAAAUUGUAUGAUUUGGUUGAACUUAAGAUUUUGGGAGAUGGAAACUGUCAGUUCCGUUCGUUGUCUGAUCAAAUAUACCGGGCCUCAGAUCAUCACAAAUUCGUUAGAGAACAAGUGGUCAACCAGCUGAAGUUACGACGAGACUUGUACGAAAAUUUUGUCCCGAUGGCUUAUGGUGAAUACAUAAUGAAAAUGAGCAAGAACGGGGAAUGGGGUGAUCACCUCACGUUGCAGGCUGCUGCAGAUUGGUUCGGGAUCAAAUUGUUCGUCGUUACAUCAUACAAGGAUACAUGUUACAUCGAGAUCCUUCCACAGACUGAACAGAAGUCUGAUAGAACUUUAUUCUUGAGCUUCUGGGCUGAGGUCCACUACAACUCGAUAUAUCCAUUAGGAGAACUUCCGGAGGAAGAGAGCAAGAAGAAGAAGAAGCGAAGGUGGUGGUGAUCGUUGCGUGCAGGGCUCACUAUGUGGCUCGUCGAAGCAUCUACUCUCUAGCUGUGUAUAGCAACAUGGUUGGCAACAUUUGAUUGCAUAUUCCUUCAUUAUUCAAUUUCAUUUAGUUUGUAGAUUAGAUUUUUAGGGAGCCCUGUUUAUUUCUCUUGUAGGUUUCCAUGUCUGUACAGUAAUAAAUCUUCACGCCGACAUGCGUGCUCGUCUCGUAUUUUAUUUCAUCAGUGCAUGUCGUGUGUACAUGUACGAUAGAGUGAAAUACGAGAUGAAAUAAAGACAUGUAUAUUAAGUUUAGAGCCAAUAUAGUGUCAAUAGACACUAUGUAUUAAGUUUAGAGGUAAUAUAGUGUCAUACAAUUAUUUACACAAAAAAUAUUUGAACAGUUUGAUGAUUCUAAAA